Molecule: messenger RNA, 941 nt
Organism: Micropterus salmoides (largemouth bass)
Lineage: Eukaryota; Metazoa; Chordata; Actinopteri; Centrarchiformes; Centrarchidae
Product: C-type lectin domain family 4 member E-like
Exons: 6
Coding region: 1-564 (187 amino acids)
Source: RefSeq, a predicted model, not a curated record
AUGGCUCAGGUUUUCGCUAACAUCCAAACCAAGAAAAGUUUCCAGACACUGAGAGACGAGCAUGAAGCUCUAAAAAGAAAUCUCACAGAAUGUGAAAGUCGUUGCUGUGAUAUCUUCAAAGAUGAAGCGAUAUGUGAAGAAGGCUGGGAGCAACAUGGAGGAAAGUGCUAUUAUUUCUCCAACAAUAGUUCACCCUGGGAAAAUAGCAGAGAGGAUUGUCGACAACAAGGAGGAGACCUGGUUAAGAUAGACAGCAGAGAGGAGCAGACAUUCCUGGAGCUGAAAGUGAGAGAAAAAAUGAACUAUUUUGAGGACAGGUUCUGGAUUGGACUGACAGACUCAAAGGAAGAGGGCACAUGGUUGUGGGUGGACGGCUCUCCACUGUACACAAGUUCAUCUUUUUGGAGCGGUGUUGAGCCAGACAACUGGACAGAGGAAGAUCCUGAUGGGGAGGACUGUGCGAGGAUGGGGGAGACAGCAAGACAUCUUUGGUGUUGGUUUGAUAAAUCCUGCAAAGUGCCUCACAGACGAAUUUGUGAGAAACAAGCAGAAACUGGGAACUAAUGUCUGAAAUGUAGUUCAGUUUAGGUCUCACUCAGCCUGUUAAACAAUCUCAGAACAGGAUACAGAAUGUGGAGCAGUGGAGCAAUGUUAAAGAAAACAAAACUGAACAAUAAACAUAGUUCAAAGACCAUGCUGUUUCUGUUCUCAAUAAUUAUGGAGAAGAUAAUAUGUAAAAGGUAACAAGUGUUGGAGGGAAUAUUCAGAUCCUUCAUUAUGUACCAAUACACUGUUCCAAGUGUAGCUACAACUUCAGUUCAAGCAAACGCUACGUGCUUAAUAGUUUUAGUGCUUUACCUUGCUGUGAGACAGCCAUGUCUUGUGUUGAGAAAAUGUAGUUCCAAAGGAAAUGGUGGUCUGAAGGUAAAACAGCACAAUGC